This is a messenger RNA of Tricharina praecox, 1644 nucleotides long. Its product is annotated as Pre-mRNA splicing Prp18-interacting factor-domain-containing protein. The transcript has a single exon. Gene Ontology annotation, cellular component: spliceosomal complex. Gene Ontology annotation, biological process: mRNA splicing, via spliceosome. Lineage: Eukaryota; Fungi; Ascomycota; Pezizomycetes; Pezizales; Pyronemataceae. Gene Ontology annotation, molecular function: pre-mRNA 3'-splice site binding. The record is from RefSeq and is a predicted model, not a curated record. The coding region runs from base 117 to 1565 and encodes 482 amino acids.
AGCCACAAGUUACACGUCUUCUCCUCCUGCUUCUCGCCUCUUCUUCUGGCUGAGCUCAGGACUUUCCUCAGCAACCGCACGCCACCACCCCAAUCAUCCCUACCACAAUUAACACCAUGUCGUCCUCGAGAUCUAGCAAGCUCCCCGAAAAGCAAUCGCGCAACGAAUACAUCCCUCACUUCAUCGCCAAAAAACCCUUCUACAUUGACGAUGACCAAGAAGGCGAUUACCUCGAGCAUCAACGUCUUCAGAAAGCCCAAGAAGCGGACCUCUCCACCGCAAAAUGGUACGACCGCGGACGGAAAACCGGCCCAGCAGCGACGAAAUACCGCAAGGGUGCGUGCGAGAACUGCGGAGCCAUGACCCACAAGCGCGCGGAGUGUCUUUCGCGCCCAAGGAAACUCGGCGCGAAGUGGACGGGGCAGGAUAUCGAGGCAGAUGAGGUCGUUGAGGAUGUGGAUUUGUCGUGGGACGGGAAGCGAGAUCGGUGGAAUGGGUAUGAUCCGAAGGAGCACCGGCGCGUGGUCGAGGAGCAUGCGAGGCUGGAGAUUUUGAGGAAGGAGGCCGCCGGUGAACCGGAAGAGGUCGAUGAAGCAGAUAUGGACAAGUACGCGGAAGAAUCGGAGAUGCCAGGACAAGCGUACGAUGCUGCGAGCAGGAUCUCGACACGAAACCUGCGAAUCCGAGAAGAUACGGCGAAAUACUUGCUCAAUCUCGACCUCGACUCAGCACGAUACGACCCUAAGACUAGGACUAUGGUUGAUAAAGGUGCCACUUCAGAUCGUGCCGCUGCCAUGGUGGCCGAGGAAGACUUUAUCAGAUCUUCGGGCGACGCGGCAGAGUUUGAGCGGUUGCAACGUACGGCAUGGGAGACGCAGGAGCGCGGCGACAAGAACAAGCUGCAUUUACAGGCCAAUCCCACGGAAGCAGAGGCGCUGCGGAAGAAGCUGGAGAGGGAGAAGGCUGAGGCGGCGGAAAAGAAGAGGAAGGAGUUGCUGGCCAAGUACGGUGGAGCCGAGCACCUGAAAAAGAAGCCGGAGAUGGAGGAGGAGGAACGGUACGUCGAGUAUACUGAAUCCGGCGACGUCAAGGGCGUGAAGAAGGUUAAGGCCAAGUCAAAAUACGUCGAAGACAAGUACAACGGGAAUCAUACGAGUGUCUGGGGAAGUUGGUGGGACAACUUCAAGUGGGGAUACGCGUGCUGUCACUCGACCAUCAAGAAGAGUUAUUGUUCUGGACAGGAUGGAAUCGUUGCUGCGGAUAUGGCCAACAAGAUGCGAUUAGGCUUGAUACCGGCAGCGACAAGGGCGCCUGUGGAGGAGGAGGAGCCGAAGAUGAUCAAGCAAAUUGAAGACCGGAAACCACGCGAGGACGAUGCUGAGCCGAGUGGAAGUGGGCUGGCAGCACGAGGCGGCGGAGGGAAGACGGUCGAAGGCGAGGAGAAAGAAGGCAAGCGAAAGCUGGAGCAUAUGUUAGGUGGUGUUACCGAGGACGAUAUGGAGGCGUACCGCAAACAAAAGCGGUUACACGAUGACCCCAUGGCGAGUUUUGUAGAUACUGUUUGAGCGAGGAUGUUCUUGUGUAGUAUUAUAUCUUUUAAUUUCUGUGCCUGCCGAUGUUGAAUCGUACUCAUCCAUUGCUGCA